Molecule: messenger RNA, 1720 nt
Organism: Magallana angulata
Lineage: Eukaryota; Metazoa; Mollusca; Bivalvia; Ostreida; Ostreidae
Product: mitochondrial substrate carrier family protein ucpB-like
Exons: 6
Coding region: 276-1208 (310 amino acids)
Source: RefSeq, a predicted model, not a curated record
CUAACCAACACAUGUAAGACUGUGUUGGUUACGUGAUUAAGGUCAAUACUAACACGCGGAUAUGUUUAUAUAUAUAUACAUGUUUACAUCCUGGGAAAUAUGCAGAUACUGUAAAUAGACCUAUGAUUAUCUUCAAACCUUCGGCAAAAAUCUGAAUCCGCGCCUCUGCAAUAUCACAAACACUGACCAGACCGAAACUUCAACUGACCAGACGCACGGAAGCAUGACUUGUAUAUUAGUGGACACUAUAGUACCCUACUUCUAGCAGUGGGGAUAUGGGGCGGCUGGAGAACGAGCAGCAAUGGCGGUUUCUGCUGGCUGGGAUAUCGAACAUGUGUGGGGCAUCAGUAACGAACCCGGUUGAUGUCAUAAAGAUCCGGAUGCAGCUGGAGAACGAGCUGGCCGUACACGAGGGUCUGAGCGCCAUCAAGAACCGCUACUAUGACGGAUUUGUGAAGGGAGGGUCGAGGAUCGUACGGGACGAGGGGAUAGGGGGCCUCUACAAGGGCCUUCUGCCGUCUUUGAUGCGGGAGGGGUCCUACAGUACAAUCAGACUGGGCGCCUACGAACCGCUGAAGGUGUACUUUGGCGCCACCGACCCUGCUCAUACCCCGCUGUGGAAGAAAAUUUGUGCCGGGGCUAUAUCAGGGACCAUCGGGAGCGCCAUUGCGACGCCGACAGAUCUGGUCAAAGUCAGGAUGCAAGCCCAGGGCAAGCUCUUUGAUGGAGAAGUGCCCAGAUACAAGAGUACAUUUUCGGCAUUCAAAGAGAUUAUCCAGACCCAGGGCCUCCGAGGGCUGUAUACUGGCGUGGGGCCCACCGUAAAACGAGCAGCCAUAUUGACGGCUACCCAAAUUCCAAGCUAUGAUCACGCAAAACACACCAUUUUGAACGCUGAAAUUAUGCAGGAAGGCCCUGCUCUUCACGUGAUAUCUUCCAUGAUAGCAGGGUUCAUGACAGCACUGACCACAUCACCAGUUGACGUCAUCAAAACACGAAUCAUGAACCAAAAGUCACAUGGUGUAGCUCAUCAUGAGCGUAUGUACAAGAAUGCCUUUGACUGUUUCUUAAAGACUUUGAGGUCAGAGGGACCUCUUGGACUGUAUAAGGGCUUCAUCCCUAACUGGAUGCGUAUAGGACCUCACACAAUCAUCACAUUCUUUAUAUUUGAGGAACUCCGCCACCUCAUAGGAAUGGACCCUGUAUAACUUACAGAGCUUGUAGUGGAUAUAAUUAACCAAUGCGUCCCUGAUACAAUGUAUCACAGUCAAUCUAAAGCAAGACCCCAGUAUUUCACAACGAAGUGAAAAAGUAGGGGCUAAAUGUUGGACUACAAUGUGAAUUUUAAAAAAUACAGAUGUGUGCUGUAUACAAAUUCGUUUGAAUUGCCGUGAUAUUCUACCUCAGUGGGAGUAAAAAAAUAACCUUACUGUGUCUCGGAACGGGCUCUAAACGGGGUCCGUUAAAAUAUUGUUUUAACGAUUGUUUUAACAUUCUGUUCACCCCGGUGGUACAAAACCAACGCAAGAGUUUCUACAUCUACUUUGAUUAAAGCGACAUACUUGUAUUAUAGAUCUGUGAUCAAAUGAAAUUCUCAAGAUUUUAACCCAUCUGCAUAUUUUAGCAUGAGAUUUAUGUAUGUUCUUUUGUACAAGAUGUUUUAGAUAUUUUUUAUGAUGUUGAACGGUUCCCGAAGAAAAUAAAUAAAAGGAAAACCAGA